AUGGACAAAAGGAAUCGAUGUUUUUCCGACAGUCAGUCUUCAGGUAAGAUCUCAGUUUAUCUUAAACAGAAUAAAGGCAGUUGUUUUUACGUGUAUUUAUUGAUUUAUUUACCAUCUUCAACAGUCAAGUAUAACGGCUUGGUAAACCAGGGAGCGACUUGUUACCUGAACAGUGUGCUGCAGGUGCUUUUUAUGACUGAGGACUUCAGGGAGGCCGUGGAAAGGUUUGUUAUAAAGUCUGACUUCAUUUCAGCUCUUAUGGAUUUUUGUAUGACCACUGUUUCCUUACUUUGUUUAGGUAUUCUGGGACUGAGGAUAUCGAUCUUCAGCUUAAAACUUUGUUUGAUGAGUUGAAAAAUCAAACUGCCAACACCGUUCAGAUCACAGACAAGCUGGGCAUCAAAAAAGGUACAUGUUAGCACACAGAGUGUGAUGAGUUUACAUUGAAGAUUCAUUGAGAAGACUCUUGAAAUAACGUCAGACUGUAUUUAAAGAAACAUAAGUGCCAUUUAACAGUAAUAUUAGCAUGACAUAAAGAUCAUAUAUGAAAUAAUCUCUGCAGUAAUACAAUGUGAGAUUUUUGAGUUGAUGUUACUCUUUAUAUGGUAAUUCAACACAAGACGAAAAUAAAAAUAAUAAUUGAAAAGGUCGAGAAAAAUAUUAAAGAAAACAUACUUACACACCGACUCAGGGCUGACAUGGGCCAUGAUAACAGGUGACAUUGUUAUAUAUAACAGUGUGUCAUCUGCAAAAUUAUGGUAACUUACUUUGUUGUUUUCUUUAAUAUGUGAGAGUGUGUAUAGGAAAACAGAGGAGGCCCCAGAAUGGAGCCUUGGGGUACCCCGCAUGUAAUUUAAACACACUAUAAAUUUCUCUUCCCUCUCUCAGUGUAUAAACAGAGAGAUGCUGCCGAGUACUAUGAGAAGAUUUUAAAUCUGACCAGUGAUGAGGCAUCACAGGUAAAGUAGUUAUGAAGUUAAAGAUGCAAAUUUAGUCUCAAAUACCUGUUAACCUUUAUCUUUUUUGUCUUUGUCAGAUCUUUCAUGGAGAGCUCACUCACAGGAAGACGUGUUUAAACUGUGAAACACAAACUGAUGCAAAUGAGCGAUUUUGGCAUCUUCCUCUGACUCUGGUGAACUCCUCCAGUGAAUAUAAAGUGGUAUGAAUAUGAAAACCUGCACAUUUUAAAAUCAUUUUUAACAUCUAAGGUAUGAAAUCUGUAAUAUUUCUGAUCUUUGUUUUAUUAGAAGGAUGGCGUUGAUGACUAUUUCAGAGCUACAUCGUUCAGCACUGAAAACCAGAUAUAUUUUGAUGAAUGUGAUGACAAACAUGAUGCCACUAUUGUGAGUAAUGCCUGAAAAUGUUUCUAAUUUGUGUGCUAUAACUCUGCCAUGGAAUCCUGGGAUUUCUACACUGCAUGUGUGCUUGUUGGAAGUUUUAUGCUGACACUGCUACCAUGUAAUUUUUUUUAGCAAUGUGUUGUAAAGAAUUAUCCAGAGGUUCUGAUGCUGCAACUGAAGAGAUUUGAGUUUAACUACAACUUCAAGACUUACACCAAAAUGAACCACAAUGUCAGUGUCCCCCACAAACUAGAGAUACCAGAGGUAUGAAAACACUCAGAUUUGGAUAAUUUUUAAAAUACAAAUUUCUCUAUUGGUUCAAUAAUUUGAUGUGUCAUUGUUUCCACUGGUGACCAGAAUCAGCUGUAUGAACUGUAUGCAGUUGUGGAUCAUGUUGGAGAUCUUAGUUCUGGACAUUACACAUCAACUAUCAAGUCCAGUGAGGAUGACAAAUGGUACAAGUUUGAUGAUGGCCAGGUCACACUGGUGAGUCUUUAACCUGGGUGUUAAUUAAAGCUAAUAAUGACAAUACAGAAUAUAUCCGUCGCACCUGAUUCAUCUGAUGUUUGAUUAUUAUUUAUAUUUACAGCAUCAUUACCAGCCAUUCCAGACAGAAAACUCUGAGAGGUAAGUCUAAGUUAUUGAGUUGUUGCAUGUAUGAGGUUGUCAACAUGUACAGUUCUGUGAAAAAGUAUUUGCCCCCUUACGGAUUACCUCUAUUUUUUGCACAUUUUCCAGACUUAAAUGUUCCAGAUCAUCAAACAAAUUCUAAUAUCAAACAAAGAUAACCCAAGUAAAUACAAAAUGCGGUUUUUAAAUGAUUAUUUUAUUUAUUAAGGGAAAAUGCCAUCCAAAUAAACCUGGCCCUGUGUGAAAAAGUAAUUGCCCCCCUUGUCAAAUUGUGAAUGAACUGUGAUUAACCACAUUUACUACCAGACUUGUAAAAUCAAGAAAUCACUUAAAUAGAACCUGUCUGACAACACGAAGAUGGCUAAAAGAUCUCAAAAAGCAACAAAUCAUGCCGCGAUCUAAGGAAAUCAGUGAGCAGAUGAGAAAGAUAGUAACUGACAUCCAUCAGUCUGGAAAGGGUUACAAAGCCAUUUCUAAGGCUCUGGGACUCCAACGAACCACUGUGAGAGCCAUUAUACACAAAUGGAGAAAGCAUGGAACAGUGGUGAACUUUUCUAGGGGUGGGCGGCCAACCAAAAUUACUUCAAGAGCCCAUCGACGACUCAUCCAGGAGGUUACAAAAGAUCCUAGAAUAACAUCUGAAGAACUGCAGGCCUCACUUGCCUCAGUUAAGGUCAGUGUUCAUGAUUUGACCAUAAGAAAGAGACUGGGCAAAAGUGGCAUCCAUGGUAGAGUUCCAAGGCGAAAACCACUGCUGUCCAAAAAGAACAUAAAGGCUCGUCUCACAUUUUCCAAAAAAACACCUGGAUGAUCCCCAAGACUUCUGGGAAAAUAUUCUGUGGACUGAUGAGACAAAAGUGGAAAUUUUGGAAGGUGUGUGUCUCGUGACAUCUGGCGAAAAACUAACAAAGCAUUUGAUAAAAAGAACAUCAUACCAGCAGUCAAACACAGUGGUGGUAGUGUGAUGGUCUGGGGCUGCUUUGCUGCUUCAGCGCCUGGAAGACUUGUAAUAAUCGAUGGAACCAUGAAUUCUGCUCUCUAUCAAAGAAUCCUGUGGGCGAAUGUCCGGCCAUCAGUUCAUGACCUUAAGCUCAAGUGCACUUGGGUUAUACAGCAGGACAAUGAUCCGAAGCACACCAGCAAGUCCACCUCAGACUGGCUAAAAAAAAAACGAAAUUAAGUCCGGACCUAAAUCCAAUUGAGAUGCUGUGGCAUGAUCUUAAGUAGGCUGUUCAUGCUUGAAAACCUUCCAAUGUGGCUGAAUUAAAACAGUUCUGCAAAGAAGAGUGGGCCAAAAUUCCUCUUUAUUGUCCUUCAGGAGGCAAUUACUUUUUCAUAUUGGUGAUUUUGGUUUUCAAUGAUUUUUUACUUUCAAUAAAUGAAAUGAUCAUUUAAAAACCGUGUUUUAUGUCCACUCAUUGUCUUUCUCUUAAAUUAAAUUUUAUUGGAUGAUCUGAAACAUGCAAGUGUGACAAAAAAGCAAAAAUAGAAGGAAUCCAAUAGGGGGCAAAUACUUUUUCACAGCACUGUAUGAUUGACUCACUUUUGGAGCCAGCCUCAAGUGAUCUUGCUUUUGGUUCCUCAUUUUCCUCCAAAGGUUGUUACAGAUUUAAAUAAUUUUGAAAUUAUAGAUACCCUCAUUUAAAUGGGAUUGGAUGUUCUUGUCCAGAUUUGCUCUGUCUCAAUGAAAGAAGCUCUUGUUUUGAAUAAACUCUUCUCCCAGUAGAAAUAUCCAUCAGUAGUUGACAAAAUAUGAUAAAAAAUAUUAAAAAAUACAGUCAAAAUUGCAAAAAAAUCUGAGAGACCAGACUGCUACCACUUGAGCACAGGAUCUAGAAAAUAACCCUGAGCUUUUGCUCAAAAUCACCCCACUUUCUCUUACCCCACUUUCUGCUGCAGAUCCAACAGCGCUUAUCUUCUCUUCUACAGGAAAAUCAAAGGUAGGACAGUGACAUUUUAUGAUGCUAAUUUGUCUUUUGUAAUGACUAUUAUAUGAAUUCAUUUUACAACCACCUACUUCCCAAUGCCUGCUGCAGAAACCUGUACUCCUGAAGACAUCAGGGAAGAGUUCGCGCCUGGAGACCAUUCAUCUUCAACCGGAGAUGUUACUGACCAGCAUCAAGACACUGUUAUGGUGGAGGAGAAAGAAGGAGCAGAAGAAAGUAAGGCAUUUGAAAUGGUUGGUUAUGCUGAAGAUGAAGACAGAGUUGGUGUGAGGUUUGUAAGAGAGGCGCUACCACCUGAGCCUGCUACAAUGUAGACCGGGACCAGGAAAAUUAAGUGAUGGUAAAGGGUAAAAAGAAAGAUAAGGAUGGACAGAUGGACAGAGAUAAACUGAGAGACAGGAAAAGAAAAGGACGCCAUCAGAAAUGUGAUGGUUUAGAUGUUGGAAAGAGAGUGAGAAGAGAUCCAGAUGUUAGAUGGGAAGAUGGAAAAGGUACCAGUUCUUCUAGAGGUGAGGAAAGGAUAAUAAGAGAUUUUAAGGUUUAUCCAGAAGUGAAGACAGGAGCAAAUGAACAGAAAACAAAGAGCAAGAACCAUGUGACAACAACACAUCCUGGGGAUGAUAAGAUUUGUGACGGUAUUAAGGUUUGACAAGAGUAAGCGCUCUGUGCUGCAAAGAAUAAAGGCAGUUUUUUUUUCUUACAUGUAUGUAUUGAUUUAUUUACAAUCUUCUACAGUCAAGUAUAAAGGCUUGGUAAACCAGGGAGCGACUUGUUACCUGAACAGUGUGCUGCAGGUGCUUUUUAUGACUGAGGACUUCAGGGAGGCCGUGGAAAGGUUUGUGACAAAGUCUGACUUCAGUUCAGCUCUUGUGGAUUUUUGUAUGACCACUGUUUCCUUACUUUGUUUAGGUAUCCUGGGACUGAGGAUAUCGAUGUUCAGCUUAAAACUUUGUUUGAUGAGUUGAAAAAUAAAAAUGCCAACACUGUUCAGAUCACAGACAAGCUGCGCAUCAAAAAAGGUACAAUGUUAGCACACAGAGUGUGAUGAGUUUACAUUGAAGAUUUAUUGAGAAGACUCUUGAAAUAACGUCAGACUGUAUUUAAAGAAAGAUAAGUGCCAUUUAACAGUAAUAUUAGCAUGACAUAUAGAUCAUAUAUGAAAUAAUCUCUGCAAUAAUACAGUGUGAGAUUUUUGAGUUGAUGUUACUCGUUUUAUGGUAAUUCAACACAAGACGAAAAUAAAAAUAAUAAUUGAAAAGGUCGUGAAAAAUAUUAAAAAUAAAGAUACUUACACACCGACUCAGGGCCAACAUGGGCCAUGAUAACAGGUGACAUUGUUAUAUAUAACAGUGUGUCAUCUGCAAAAUUAUGGUAACUUACUUUGUUGUUUUCUUUAAUAUGUGAGAGCGUGUAUAGGAAAACAGAGGAGGCCCCAGAAUGGAGCCUUGGGGUACCCCACAUGUAAUUUAAAGUUACUAUAAAUUUCUUUUCCCUCCCUUAGUGAAUGAACAGAGAGAUGCUGCCGAGUACUAUGAGAAGAUUUUAAAUCUGACCAGUGAUGAGGCAUCACAGGUAAAGUAAUUAUGAAGGUAAAGAUGCAAAUUUAGUCUCAAAUACCUGUUAACCUUUAUCUUUUUUUUCUUUGUCAGAUCUUUCAUGGAGAGCUGACUUACAGAACGACAUGUUUAAACUGUGAAACACAAACUGAUGCAAAUGAGCGAUUUUGGCAUCUUCCUCUGACUCUGGUGAACUCCUCCAGUGAAUAUAAAAUGGUAUGAAUAUGAAAACCUGCACAUUUUUAAAGCAUUUUUAACAUCUAAGGUAUGAAAUCUGUAAUAUUUCUGAUCUUUGUUUUAUUAGCUGGAUGGCGUUGACGACUAUUUCAGAGCUAAGUUGUUCAAUGAUGAAAACCAGAUGUAUUGUGAUGAAUGUGAUGACAAACAUGAUGCCACUAUCGUGAGUAAUGCCUGAAAAUGUUUCUAAUCUGUGUGCUUUAACUCUGCCGUGGAAUUCUGGGAUUUCUACACUGCAUGUGGGCUUGUUGAUAGUUUUACACUGACUCUGCUACCAUGUAAUAUCAUUGUUUUUUUUAGCAAUGUGUUGUGAAGCAUCAUCCAGAGGUUCUGAUGCUGCUGCUGAAGAGAUUUGAGUUUGACUACAACUUCAUGACUUACACCAAAAUCAACCACAAUGUCAGUGUCCCCCACAAACUAGAGAUACCAGAGGUAUGGAAACACUCAGAUUUGGAGGAUUUUUUUAAAUACAACUUUCUCUGUUGGUUCAAUAAUUUGAUGUGUCAUUGUUUCCAUUGAUGACCAGAAUCAGCUGUAUGAACUGUAUGCAGUUGUGGAUCAUGUUGGAGAUCUCAGAUUUGGACAUUACAUAUCAACCAUCAAGUCCAGUGAGGAUGGCAGAUGGUACAAGUUCGAUGAUCGCUGGGUCACACUGGUGAGUCUUUAACCUGGGUGUUAAUUACAGUUAAUUAUGACAAUACAGAAAAUAUUCAUCACAUCUGACUUGUAUAUGUGAUGUUUGAUCUACAGCUUGAUUACCAGCCAUUCCAGACAGAAAACUCUGAGAGGUAAGUCUAAGUUAUUGAGUUGCUGCAUGUAUGAGGUUGUAAACAUGCAUGAUUGACUCACUUUAAAACUACUGUAAUGUUUUAAAAGCAUCAAAGCUUAUGUUUGUAAGCUUUGACUUCAACUCUUGGAGUAGAUAUAGAUUAGGUGUGUUGAAGGCUGAGGGACAUGAAGAGAGCAGGAAAAUUAGGGUCUCUCAGAGAACAGUGGGAAUGAUGAAGAGGACAGAAGAAGGUGUUAAUCCAGGUCUGUGGUUGUCAAUCAACACAGAGACACAAGAAAGUAGAGAUGAAGAAAAAGAUCAGUCAUUGGCACCAUAAUGACUGAUGGAAUAAAGGGCUUAUUUCUCCAAGCCUUCACAAAAACACCUCCAGAUGUCCGCUGGAAUGGGAUGUUGUCGUCCAGAUUUGCUGUGUCUCGAUGAAAGAAGCUCUUGUCUUGAAUAAACUCUUCUUUCAGUAGAAAUAUCCAUCAGUAGUUGACAAAAUAUGAUAAAAAAUAUUUUAAAAAAUAAAGUAAAGAAGGCAGAAAAUUCAGAGACCAUUGAACUUUACUCAAAAUCACCCCACUUUCUUUUAUUUCCCUGCAGAUCCAACAGCGCUUAUCUUCUCUUCUACAGGAAAAUCAAAGGUAGGACAGUGACAUUUUAUGAUACUAAUUUGUUUUUUGUAAUGACUAUUAUGUGAAUUCAUUUUACAACCACCUACUUCCCAAUGCCUGCUGCAGAAACUUGUACUCCUGAAGACAUCAGGGAAGAGUUCACGCCUGGAGACCAUUCAUCUUCAACCAGAGAUCUUACUGACCAGCAUCAAGAUGUUGUUAUUAUUAUGGAGGAGGAAGGAGCAGAAGAAAGUAAGGACAUUGAAAUGAUUGGUUCUGCCAAGGAUGAAGACAGAGUUGGUGUGAACUCUGUAAGAGAGGGGCAACCACCUGAGUGUUGCUACAGUGUAGAAGACCAGGAAAAUGAAGUGUUUACUCACGUGAGAAAAGAGGACAAAACAGUCCCAGGGAGUGAGGGGGUAAGUGAGGGGAGUGCAGAGGCAGAUCACCAGGCAGAAAAGAAAGAAACCUUAUCUGGAGGAAGUCUGAGUGAGGAUGGUGACGAGAAUCAGGACAACAGAAGAAAAGAAAUGAAUGAUUCUGAGCAGGAAAGACAACAGGAACACACCUGGACUUUAGAGUAUGAACAGAAAUUUAACAACAUGAGACAAGACUGUUCUGGAGAGUUGUGCAUGGAAGCACAGAUAGAAAGGAAAGGAGAAGGACACCGUCAGAACGAUGACGGUUUAGAUGUUGGAAAGGGCGUAAGAGAAGAUCCAGAUGAUAGAUGGAGAGGUGAACAAGGCACCAGUUCUUCUAGAGGUGAGGAAAAGAUAGAAAGAGAUUUCAAGGUUUAUCCAGAAGUGGAGACAGGAGCAAAUGAACAGCAAACACAGAGCAAGAAGCAUGUGACAAGAACAGAUCCUGGCGAUGGUAUGAACCGUGGCGAUUUAAGGGUUGGCGAGAGCAGGCAGAGUGAGGGAAAAGAUGAUCAGACAUAUAAACAAAAGAGCAGCUGUAGUCACGGCAUGAAUGAUCAACAGAAAGAAAUGAAGAUGGAUGAUCAGAGAGCAGAGAACAGAAAAGAUUAUCCAUCUUUACACAGAGAAUUGUCUUCAACAAAGCCUGGAGAAGAAACAGUCAAGAGACGCUCAGAUGAUACUGAUCAUGAGAGAACAGACACCAGGUCAAAACCUGUUCAGGCAGCUGGAGAGCAGGAAGAGACGUAUUUUUAA
Messenger RNA from Xyrichtys novacula (pearly razorfish), 8270 nucleotides. NCBI's taxonomy places the organism in Eukaryota, Metazoa, Chordata, Actinopteri, Labriformes, Labridae. The record is from the annotation of a GenBank genome assembly.